Molecule: messenger RNA, 1261 nt
Organism: Cryptotermes secundus
Lineage: Eukaryota; Metazoa; Arthropoda; Insecta; Blattodea; Kalotermitidae
Product: growth hormone-inducible transmembrane protein
Exons: 8
Coding region: 131-1144 (337 amino acids)
Cellular component (GO): mitochondrial inner membrane
Source: RefSeq, a predicted model, not a curated record
GUGGUUUGAAUCUUCGUAGCUUGGUAGUACUGCGUUGUAUAACGCGGACAAAGUAAUAGUUUAUGGUUGUAGGUCGUAGGAAGUACUUGAAUUCGUUGGUUCGUUGCAAAUCGAAAACGGACCGUUUGAAAUGAUGCUAACAUUGUGUAUGAAGUUGGCCGAGGGCUCCUUGACGCCUGCGAUAAAAGCGUCCCUGGUUAAGUCAUUGCCAGUAAUACGACCAUCAGUGCCGAAGUACUUGAUCCGCACAUUUGGCGAUGAUGCCCGAAGUACCUUUCAACGUGUAUCUAGACGACGAACACUUAGAGAACGAGCUAUGGCACCUGCUGGUGACACAGCAUUUAAUAUUGGGAAAGGAGCCGUAGCUGGAGGAGCAGCACUUGGACUUGGUGCACUAUGCUUUUAUGGCUUGGGCCUUGCUAAUGAAAGUGGAGCAAUUGAUCGUUCCAUUUUAUGGCCUGAUUACGUUCGCAAACGAAUUAAGGACACGUACUUCUAUUUUGGGGGUUCACUUGGUGUAACAGCAGCCACCGCUGCAGCAGCAUUUCGCUCACCUGGUAUAAUGCGAUUCAUGGGAAGAAACUCAUUAUUAUGUUUGGCAGGAACCCUUGCAGCUGUGAUUGGAAGUGGCAUGGUAGUGCAGAGCAUUCCUUACAAAGAAGGUUUUGGCACCAAGCAACUUGCUUGGAUAGCUCAUACUGCUAUUUUGGGUGCAGUUGUUGCUCCAUUGUGCUUCAUAGGAGGUCCCCUGAUUGUACGUGCUGCUUGGUACACUGCUGGUGUUGUGGGUGGGCUUUCAGCUGUUGCUGUCUGUGCACCAAGUGAAAGAUUCCUCAGUAUUGGCGGACCAUUGGCAAUUGGUUUAGGUGUAGUUUUUGCAUCAUCCCUUGGUUCGAUGUUUCUGCCUGCUACCACUGCCCUUGGGGCAGGUCUGUAUUCCAUCAGUAUAUAUGGUGGCCUCCUGCUGUUCUCUGGUUUUCUUUUGUAUGACACUCAGAGAAUAAUCCGUGCUGCUGAAGUUUAUCCCAUGUAUACCCAGCAUCCAUUUGAUCCAGUUAACGCGUCUCUUUCCAUCUACCUGGAUACCCUUAACAUCUUUGUGCGCAUUGCAACAAUUUUGGUAUCUGGCAACAGGAAGAAAUAAACAUCAUAUCCUCCUCCAUGUUUUAAGAUGUAUACCAUGUUGUAAAUUUAGAUUCACUGUACAAAAUGUUAUGUUGCAUUACAUUUCUAUUUUUUACAUAAUCACACAAUUUAACUU